Molecule: messenger RNA, 3077 nt
Organism: Trifolium pratense (red clover)
Lineage: Eukaryota; Viridiplantae; Streptophyta; Magnoliopsida; Fabales; Fabaceae
Exons: 4
Coding region: 697-2712 (671 amino acids)
Source: RefSeq, a predicted model, not a curated record
ACGAUUUGAUAAUGAAAAUUCAAAUGCAUAAUAGUGAUAGGAAGAACACACACGUUUAGUGUCCCACCAUUGUCAGAUUGAGCUAGAGGUGCGUGGUCAUAUCGUCAUGUUGCUCAUGAUUUCUUAAUUCCAUUACUGAUCACAGUUCCCAAUGAGCUGCAGAGUUGGUUUUCUCUGAUUUUGUUGGUUCGCACCUAGCAACCUUGGGAGUGAGUGCAACAGGAUUAGAGAGAGAGAUAUAGUAGUAGCAACAGCAUUAUUCUCUUUUCAAAAGUUUACACUAUUUUAUUAAAAUUUAAAAUAUAUAAUACAGUAGUACUAAUUAGUAACAGGAAAAUGAUAAAUAAAUUAGCUGCAUUACAUGAUCACACAAAAUUGAAUUGUCCUUUAAUUCCUUACAUCAAAUGUGACCGUUUUAUGCCUCAAGGAUCCGCUUUUCUCGCUUCUUCACCACCUUGUCAUUUACUAGUACUAUAUAAUAUCAACAAUCUUUUUCAUAUUUUCAUCUCAACAAUUCACACACACUCUCUCUCUCUCUAUCUCUCUCUUUUGUGGUCUUAAGACUACUACUACUAGCUGGCCACAUAUCACUGUUAUUAUUAUGUCAUUUUCAUUCUGAUUUUCCACACUUUAACAAACCUUUUCCAUAUAACUUUUCUUGUUUUCAAACUUCAAAUAUCCACAAGUUUACCAAUUAUGGGUAAGGAUAAUUGGUAUUGGGGUGGAAGAAGAUCCUCCACCAACAAGAGAAAACCUGCAACAGAUAUCCCUUCUGGUUGCAUGUGUGCUGUUUUUCAAGCCUUUGAUUUUCAUCCCUUUAAUUUUUCCAUUAACCAACAACAUCAACAACAACAACAAAACACUUUCAACUCUGCUUCUCCCAUACAAAUUACUCUCCCCAAAGGAGCUGAAGCACCAAGGAAUAGCUUGGAAUCAGAAGAUGGUACAUCCUCAUCCAUCUCCAAAGAAGAUAAUUUCAAAAUCCCAAAGAACAUAAGAAUCAAAACAGGUUCAGACAAAAGUUUCAAUGAUCUUAACUCUCCAGGAACCAAAACACCAACUUUGGUUGCAAGAUUAAUGGGUCUUGAACUUCUUCCUGAUGCAAAUUCACCCUCUUCCUCUUCUUCUUCAUCACUCUCUACUCCAAACAGACAAGGCCAUUACUACAAUAGAUCAAAGCAAGACAAAAUCAAAAUAAUGAAACACAGACACAGCACAGACAGUGUCAUCAUGCGUUCAUCUUUGCCUGAAACACCAAGAUUGUCCUCAGAAAAAACAUCAUAUGUUGAACAUAGACUAUCUCUCCAAAUCAACAAAGAAAACAGAAAUCUUGGUGAAGAUUUAGAGACUCCUCGUUCUUCAUUUUCAAAAAGGAAAUUUUUUGAUGAUAACAACAAUUGUAGAAGUCCAAGUCAUUAUGCAAGACAAAUUGUUAAGCAGGUGAAAGAAAGUGUGAGUAGAAAUGUUGGUAUUGACAUAACCAACACAGUGAAAAACAGAGAACAAGUUAAAGAAGAAUUUGUUGGUCAAAUCAGAUUCAAGAAAGCUCUCAAACCAUUAACAAAACCAUUAGAAGAAUCAAACCAAGGAAACAAAAACACAUCUCAUUCCCCAAGACUCAGCAGAUUCAAUGAUACAAACCACAAACAUUCACCAAAAAAAGACCAAAACCAAAAUACACUCCAAGUACUAAAACAAUCAUCACCACCACCUGUAGUCAACAUUGAAGCACAGGUUUCAAGAGUUUCAACAAAGCCAAAACUUCAAGCAAUGUCAGAGAAGGAGGACAAAAAAACUUUCCCAAAAUGCAAGAAAACAGCACCUGGGAAUUUGAGUCCACGGAACAACAAUAAGCCUCCACAGUCAUCAUCAAUCAGAAACAAGCAAGAAGAAUCAUUCAUUCUCCGACCAUCAUCAUCAACCACUAAAGCUAAUUAUAUCAAAACCAAAAGCAAGAAAACUCAUCCACUUUCAAAUAACUCUGUCCCAAAUCUUCUCCCUCUCAAAACACACCCUUCUCCUCUAGCUACAAAAAUCCCUCAAAAACAGGUAAAUGAUGAUGUCCAAGAAGCCAAAAACAUGUCACAGUUAUUUAAUUGUUCGCGCCAAAAGUACACACUCGCCACCCGAGGAACCACUAACGGUUCAAUCGCCGCCGCCGGAGCCGAAGAAGAAGGGCCAGAAUAUCAAUACAUUACAACCAUUCUAAGCCGUACCGGAAUACACAGAGCAACAAUAACCAGCCUUCAACAUUUUCAAUGGUUCUCUUCAACACAUCCAUUAGACCCAUCAAUUUUCCACCGUCUUGAACUCUACCCAACAACUAAUUCCUUAGUUUCAAUUCCCAACAACCAUAAAGAUAUAAACUUUACGCAGAAAAAUCAAGUGGGUCCACGUUGUAACCGUAGAUUACUGUUUGAUUUAGUCGAUGAAGUAUUGUCGGAAAUCCUCACUAAACCAAAAUGUUACCGUGGGUUAUUGUUGGAAACAGUUUGGAAAAAAGUUGGGAGCUUCCCACGUGCGAAAUGUGAGGUUUUAGAAGACAUUGAUGGGUUGAUAGAGAUGAAGAUGGUGAUGGAUGAAGUUAAGGAAGAAGAAGAAGAAGAGGAAAAGUUGGUAGCGGAAAUUGAAGGGAAAGUAUUGGAGAUGUUGGUGAAUGAAACGUUAACCGUUAUGGUGGGUCCGUACAAAAAGAACGGCGUCGUUUUGUGAUGGUGAUAGUGGGAAAUUAACAGGGGAGACAUGAAACAGAGGGUGUCACAUGGGAUUAGAGUUCACGUGAUGAGAUUCUUCAUGGAAUCAUCAUCAUGUCAUGGACAUGGACAUGGUAUGGAGUACUAUGGAUUCAUCUUCCAUGGAGGUUGAAGGUGUGUUGAUGGUGGCCCCCUUAUCAUGAAAGCUUUUUUUGGUACUCAAGAUUUUGCAGCGGAAUCCAUGGCCAUUAUUAAUUUACCUCUGUCUUCUCAAGUUUUAUAAAUUUUUCUUGUGUAUAUUUUAUUUGAUUUAUAAUUUGAAGAAAUUUAUCAAACUUGAUGAAUGAAUUCACUUUCUAUUUUAUCUUCAGUGUUAGUGCUAUA